ACCCUUCCCUCUCACUCCACUUUAUUAUAUUCAUAGGAUUUGGAUGGGUUCCGCAAAGAAAGAAUUGGAUCGGAUAAAAGGGGCAUGGAGCCCCGAAGAGGACGAAGCGUUGCAGAGACUGGUUGACACUUACGGGCCUAGAAACUGGACUCUCAUAAGCAAAUCCAUUCCCGGUCGCUCCGGUAAGUCAUGCCGGUUACGCUGGUGCAACCAGCUAUCCCCUCAGGUCCAGCACAGAACAUUCACUCCGGAGGAAGACCAAACCAUCGUCAAAGCGCAUGCAAGGUUCGGUAACAAGUGGGCCACCAUAGCUCGCCUCCUCCCUGGCCGCACCGACAACUCCAUCAAGAACCAUUGGAAUUCAACCCUCAAGAGGAAAUGCCCCGCCAUCGCUCAACACCCCCCUCCCAAAAGAUCCGCCACUGUCUCGGGUCAACCCGUCACUCCCAGCUCUCCAUCCGGAUCCGAUUUCAGCGAUUCUACUUUGCCCCCUAUUUCUCCCACUCCCAUCCAGGUUUACAAACCGCUUGCCGAAACUGCGUCUUCGGUCACCGAUCCACUCACUUCACUCAGCUUAUCUCUACCCGGAUCCGAUUCAUCCGACGGGUCAGAUCCGAAUCAGAAUCAAGUGUCCAGUUGUAGUGCCAAUCCCGUCAAAGAGAUUAAAUCGGGACCGAGUGAACAAUUAGGUUCUGGAAAGCACGUGUUUAGCGAAGAGUUGCUGAACGGGAUGCAAGAGAUGAUUCGAAUGGAAGUUAGGAACUACAUGUCUGGAUUGGAGCGUAAUGGUUUGUGUUUGCAAACACAAUCGAUUAGAAACUCCGUCAUUAAGCGCAUGGGAAUUGACAGGGUCGAAUAGAGAACUGAAACUGUUUGUUUUUCUCUUUUACUAUAACUUUUUCUUUACCCAAAAAGAAGAAGAAAAAAAUAGUACUAGUAUUUAUAUUGUACAUAUAGACACGAGAGUUUAAAUUCAAAUUCAAAUGACAAAGAAAUGGGAGAAAAUUUAUUUUUAUUUUUAGAAGAAAUUGGACGGUUGAUUCUUAAGCUUUAUUUAUUUUCAGGUACUUAAAAGAUGAAAUAAUGUAUAUGGGAACGCUGGCUGAGAAAUUCUGAGGCUGAGGUUGUUCACUGGGGCACGUAGACAACAUAAACGACAGAGACGUUUUCAUUUUUGAAAGGAGGGUUUGUUUUGUAGUGAGACAUGUUGGGCAAGUGAUGUGUAAGCCUGGGAAAUUAAAGGAUAUGAUAAAUUGGACAAAUAUAAGACGAUUUUGCAAGGUUAACCAACAGCAAAAUCCUGUUGUUAGGGGGCACACGAAUGAGAACCAAAAAAAUCUGUGAUUUAUUUUGUACAAAUUUUUCAUCACUUGAGAUUAUAAAAUUUUAGGAUAUGAUUU
This is a messenger RNA of Abrus precatorius (Indian licorice), 1400 nucleotides long. Its product is annotated as transcription factor MYB44-like. NCBI's taxonomy places the organism in Eukaryota, Viridiplantae, Streptophyta, Magnoliopsida, Fabales, Fabaceae. The transcript has a single exon. Gene Ontology annotation, cellular component: nucleus. The record is from RefSeq and is a predicted model, not a curated record. Gene Ontology annotation, biological process: regulation of DNA-templated transcription. Gene Ontology annotation, molecular function: RNA polymerase II cis-regulatory region sequence-specific DNA binding; DNA-binding transcription factor activity, RNA polymerase II-specific. Bases 44 to 859 code for a protein of 271 amino acids.